This is a messenger RNA of Penicillium pulvis, 264 nucleotides long. RefSeq lists its product as uncharacterized. Bases 1 to 264 code for a protein of 87 amino acids. The transcript has 2 exons. Lineage: Eukaryota; Fungi; Ascomycota; Eurotiomycetes; Eurotiales; Aspergillaceae. The record is from RefSeq and is a predicted model, not a curated record.
AUGUCGUCAUGCAUAAACAACCAGCCUCGCAUGGUCACGUGGUGUAGAGCCACGCGGGAUCCAUUGUGGGCCCUCUCUUUCAUCCAAGUCCGAUAUGGUGUAGUGGCUAACAUCGUCGUCUCUCACACGACAGCCGGGGGUUCGAUUCCCCCUAUCGGAGUAAUUUUUGCCUUCUUGUUGAUCAGAUCAAGGAGUUUUAUCUUUUUGUUGAGCUGGCGUGUAGACAAGUAUGAAAUACAUUGGCUGAGGAACCUUGGAAGGUGA